Suillus paluster is the source of this 800-nucleotide messenger RNA. RefSeq lists its product as uncharacterized. NCBI's taxonomy places the organism in Eukaryota, Fungi, Basidiomycota, Agaricomycetes, Boletales, Suillaceae. Bases 29 to 661 code for a protein of 210 amino acids. The transcript is spliced from 2 exons. The record is from RefSeq and is a predicted model, not a curated record.
AUUUGACUCCGCAUUUCGUCAUAUUGACAUGACCACCAUCAUGAUCAAGCUCAAUUCAUACAUCCUUGAACAAGAUACGGACACCCUCAUGGAACAACUAAACAUACAAACGCAAAAAGCUACCACGAGGACGCUGCAAGCUCUUUGCAGCAGCGCACAAUUAGAGUCCAUUCACUACAACCCCCCUAUUUUCUUGCCACAAUUACAAUCGAUCGCUCCGAGCAACACAGACGUUGCCCCACCACCUGAAGUCACUGAUUACCUCGAAAAGCUCGUUCAAGCAGCGCAAAAGACUGCGGAAUCUCAUUAUUGUGGAAGCUUUGUCGCGGGACAAAUCAGCGAAAGUGAUGAAUUUGCGGAUGUUGGUGUAUGGCUAGGGGAAGGAAACUAUCAAAGAAAUCACGAGAAGGAGAUCAUGCACAAAUUAGGGCUCGUUGCAUGGGCCGACGCUGAUAUAUACCAGAUGGAGGGUCUCUAUGAUGAGAAGCUGAAAGCAGAGGGCUCAGAAACGAGUGCCAUGGGAAAGUUGUUGGAGAGCCUCGAGGAUUGUCACCGGUUCCUUGUGCGCCGUCAAGACUCAUACUUUGCUUGCUUCCUCAUGGGUCGAUUGAAGGCGCAGGGAGGAUGGUGUGGGCUGGCGAGCAUCGGAGUAGAAACUUGAACGAGAUUUGAUGCGAGGUGCACUUUGAUCAGUGAACGAUACUGAUAUGUUGAGUUUAAUUCCAGUAUAUACUAAGGCUUGCGCGUGAUAGUCGAAUUGAAUGAAAUUAUACAGUAUGCGGAUAUGCAUUGAAUGAGCA